AUGAACGCUGAAGCCGGCACCCACCCCAUGAUGGCCUCCUUAUAUGUGGGCGAUCUGCACUCGGACGUCACGGAAGACAUGCUGUUUGAAAAGUUCAGCUCUAUAGGGCCUGUUCUGUCCAUCCGGAUCUGCCGCGACUUGUUCACCCGCCGUUCCCUGGGUUAUGGCUAUGUCAACUUCCAGCUGCCAACUGAUGCCGAGAGGGCCUUGGACACCAUGAACUUUGAAGUGAUUAAGGGAAGGCCAAUCCGCAUCAUGUGGGCUCAGAGGGAUCCCUCUGUGAGAAAGUCUGGUGUGGGAAAUGUCUUCAUCAAGAACCUGGACAAAUCUAUAGACAACCAGGCGCUGUACGACACUUUCUCUGCCUUUGGAAACAUCAUGUCCUGUAAGGUGGUUUGUGAUGAGAAGGGCUCUAAGGGCUAUGCCUUUGUCCACUUCGAGACCCAAGAGGCCGCCGACAAGGCCAUCGAGAUGCUGAACGGCAAGAUCCUCAAUGACCGCAAAGUGUUCGUGGGCAGAUUCAAGUCUCAACAAGAGCGCGAAGCCGAGCUUGGUGCCAAAAAAUUCACCAACGUUUACAUCAAAAACUUUGGAGAAGAGGUGGAUGAUGGGGCUCUGAAAGAGCUCUUCGGCCAGUUUGGUAAGACCCUAAGUGUCAAGGUGAUGAGAGACUCGAGUGGGAAGUCCAAAGGCUUUGGCUUUGUUAGUUACCAGAAACACGAAGACGCCAGCAAGGCUGUGGAAGAAAUGAAUGGAAAAGAAAUGGGCGGGAAAGCCAUCUUCGUAGGCCGUGCCCAGAAAAAAGUAGAACGUCAGGCCAAAUUAAAACGGAAAUUUGAGCAGCAGAAGCGGGGGAGGAUCAAUCGGUACCGGGGAGUGAAUCUCUACGUGAAGAACUUGGAUGACACCAUUGAUGAUGAGAAAUUGAGGAAAGUGUUUUCUCCUUUUGGAACAAUCACCAGUGCGAAGGUGAUGGUAGAAGGAAGAAGAAGCAAAGGGUUUGGCUUUGUCUGUUUCUCCUCUCCUGAAGAGGCAACCAAAGCUCUCAUCGAAAUGAAUGGACGCCGUGUGGGCUCCAAGCCACUGUAUGUGGCCCUGGCCCAGGGGAAGGAAGAGCGGAAGGCUCACCUGACCAACCAGUAUAUGCAGCGUAUGGCUGAGAUGAGAGCAGUUCCUGCAAACCCCUUCCUAAAUGCCUUCCAGCCCACAACUGUGCCAACCCUUGCACCUCCUGCUACAGUUGCUGCCACUGUUCCCGGGGCUGUGGCUCCACACAAGGAUGCCUCCAGCGUCCACAGCCCUCAUCCUGCCAUUCAGCCACUUCAGGUCCCCCAGCCUGCGGUCCAAGUGCAGGGUCAGGAGCCCCUGACUGCCUCCAUGCUGGCCGCGGUGCCCACCGAGGAACAGAAGCUGAUGCUGGGCCAGCGUUUGUUCCCACUGAUGCAGAUGCAUUCAGACAUGGCUGCAAAAAUUACUGGGAUGCUGCUGGAACUCGACAACUCUGAGCUGCUGCACAUGCUCGAGUCCCCCGAGUCCCUGCGGUCCAAGGUGGAUGAAGCUGUGGAGGUCCUUAAGGCUUAUGAUGCCGAGAAAGAAGCUGCCCAGGAGGUGGGCGCUGCUGCUGCUACAACAAGAAAAAAAGAGCCAAAAGCCAAAUCACCCCUCAUGACAUCCGGAUAA
Apodemus sylvaticus (European woodmouse) is the source of this 1680-nucleotide messenger RNA. RefSeq names its product polyadenylate-binding protein 4-like. The record is from RefSeq and is a predicted model, not a curated record. Lineage: Eukaryota; Metazoa; Chordata; Mammalia; Rodentia; Muridae. Gene Ontology annotation, molecular function: RNA binding. Gene Ontology annotation, cellular component: ribonucleoprotein complex.